UAUCCAUUUCCCUUCUUUUAUUACAAAUCUACAAUCAAGCCUCUUUCACACUAGCCCAUUUUCAUUUACACUUUUAAACGGCUUCAUUCUUAAAUGCAGUCAAUAUCUGCAAACAGAGGUCAGCAAAAAAGAAUGGUAGCAAAUGCAGUAGCUUCAUUGGCAGAAGUACGACAGCAACGUAAUAAUCGGGAAGCCCGCUCUCUGACGUGGUGGAAUGAAAUGAAAAAGGCUAUUGUCAAGCAAUAUCCUGACGGAAGGCAGGAGAUUGUUGUUCCUCAAAUAUUGACGCCUGAACAAGAACACUACCAAUUUCCACCUCGAUCCAAAUUCUUGAAGCAACUACAGGCUGCUGAGAUGGCCGAGAAACGACGAGAUUCAUCAACUAUCAACUUAUCACGCAUAGCAUCAGCGCGAGGGCUGGCCGAAGAGCAAUCAGUUUCCGUUUUCUAUAAAAUAGGAUCUGUAUACCAAAAUUCAUCUAGCAAUCUGAAUAAGAAUAAUCGAACUAUACCUCCACUAGACGAGUCAACGUUGAAGGAAUGGUUCACUAAAAACACAAAAAAGCCAGUUUCUCGGAAGAGUAAAGAUCGUGCUGUAGCUGAUUGGAUUAACGAAGUGGAGCGUUCCAAGCAGAUAUCACCUUCUGUUUCAAAAAAGCGCCCUGCUAAUAAAUUGUCGCUAGCAUCUUAUUUUGAAGGAGCCUUUAGUCAUAGCACUAAGAUGCAAUUUAAAAGUGCAGCUGGAAAAAGAUGGGCAAAUAUCUUGGAUAUAAAUGCAACGCUUGCACCUCCCAAUGAAGCAUGCAAGGUGCACUAUAUCCCCAGAAAGUUGCUAAGACUAUCUUGUGGAAUGGAACGGAAAAAUAUUAGCAAUACUGGUACCAAUGACAAUGCUCCUGUUGCUUCUACUACCAUAUCUAAAAUUCGCGAAUUAUGGAAGGAAUACAAAAGAACAAUACCAUCUAAUAUUACGUCUUUUGAGAACAAGAUCACAACACUUGUCCUAACAGCAACUGAGGAAACAACUCCACUUGCUGCAUUGGUUCAUCUUUUACUUCAGUCGCACAACGACAGUGAUCCCUUAAAGGAUAAAAGUCAAGAACCGCGCAAAACGGUAAUGAAUUUAGAGAUACAAUUAUCUAUAGAAAGGAGAAAGCGACAAGAAAUAUUACAGAAGCUGGUGGCAACUGAGACUCUUGACGAGAAUAGCAGAAUUGGAAAAAUCACUGGAAGAUGAGACCAUGGCACGUCAAAAAGUCGAAAAUCGACUACUGCAAUUGGCUGCCAAAAAAACAACUAAUCCAUCAUCACCAAAUCCAUCUAAAAAACCAAUGAUUCACAG
This is a messenger RNA of Mycotypha africana, 1341 nucleotides long. RefSeq lists its product as uncharacterized. The coding region runs from base 94 to 1236 and encodes 380 amino acids. NCBI's taxonomy places the organism in Eukaryota, Fungi, Mucoromycota, Mucoromycetes, Mucorales, Mycotyphaceae. The record is from RefSeq and is a predicted model, not a curated record. The transcript is spliced from 4 exons.